Molecule: messenger RNA, 3195 nt
Organism: Triplophysa dalaica
Lineage: Eukaryota; Metazoa; Chordata; Actinopteri; Cypriniformes; Nemacheilidae
Gene: nemp1
Product: nuclear envelope integral membrane protein 1
Exons: 10
Coding region: 1306-2646 (446 amino acids)
Cellular component (GO): nuclear envelope
Source: RefSeq, a predicted model, not a curated record
UUCAAUUUGCAAAUAAGUUAACAUUUAGUUUGCAAAUUAGUUAACAUUAAGUUAACAUAUUAGUUAACAUAAAAAUAUUUUACAUGACUCGAAUGUUACCCGGACGGUCCCCUGGUGUGAUCCUAAAGUCUGCCAAAUCCAAACGCUGCUUGUUGCUCAGGAUGUGAAGUUAAAUCAGACAGCCAGAGAUCAGAUUCAUGUCAUGAAGCCGAAGUCUCUCUUCUGUGGUCCUGUCUCUGGCUCCUCUCAUCGAUUCAAUCGAAACGCCAUCAGCGGCAGAUACAUGCGGCAUGUGGACACCGGUGUUUCAGACAAUAGUCUCGCUCAACCGGAGGGGAUGACCGAAGAUGUUCGACUCACUUUUCUGCCGGAGAGAUCCUACGAGCCUUUAGUGGAAGAAGGCAACCAACAAAAAGUAAAGCAGGAAAAGAAGGCCAAAAAGAAAGAAAAAUAUAAGAAAUACAGAAAGAACAUAGGAAAGGCUCUUCGCUACAGUUGGAAAUGUCUGAUGUUGGGGCUGCAGAAUUUCUCUGUGGGAUACUCCACCCCGCUUUCCGCCGCUGCAACAAUGGUUCCAGAUUUUCACCCGGGAGCAGCUUGGGGUUGAGAGAACCAGUGACCAGAAAGCAUAUGUAUGAACAUGUUAAUUUAGCAUUUUCAGAUAAAUAUACAAGAAUUCUGUAUUUUUACCCUGGGCUGCCUCUCGAUCUGUCACUACAUAAAUCUGCUCUUUGGCUCUGUUUUAACAUGCAGGUUCCCUAUAGAAUGAGAGGAUGAUGAUAUGCAUCUCAUUUUGCUAAAUUCAGAGGUUUUGGGAAUGUAUAAAAUAAAGUUUAUUGUAUUGUAUGACGACAUGGAAAUAAGUUAUUGUAUUGUAUAGACCUAUAACAACAGGGGACUACAGGGGAAAAAUUACACUGAUAUUAAAGGAUUUGCCUGAGUUAGAAAACAAUUGUAUGUUUAAAGCAAGGGAUGUAUAAAACGUAAGUGUUUUUAGAAUGUACUGUGAGCAUUAAGUAAAUUAGAACCACAACAGGAAAAGACCGUAUGAAAAGGCCAGUAAACCAGAAAUAGCUGUGACAAGAUAAGAUCAAUUAAAAAACUGUGUAAUAAAAUCCAUCAACCUUCUUAAAUAACAACAUUGUAUUUGUUUUGUUAUUGCUAAAACUACUAGUCUUUAUUGACGUUUUUAUUUGAGGUUAAAUCGCUUGUGUAAGCCGACAUCCUCCAGCACAACAGGUGGCGCUGUUCACAACUGAAGUCAGAUCGGUCACUGCGACAGUCGAGAGAAGCAGAGAAGACAUCAUGGCGGGAUUAAUGAAAUCUCAAAAUGGCUUAAAUAUCGUAACUGUCAGACUCAAGUUGAUUUUGACUGCCGUGUUUUUUUCUCUUCAGCUUGUUCAACAGACGUCAGGUACCAUUCGUCCAAUCAUAGACGUAAAAGAUGGACAAGAGAUUCAAAUUCGAGCAGCCCAACAUUUUUGUUACUAUAACCCCACUUUACCUGGAUGGAGAGAAACAUGGACUAGAAUUCAGGUGAGAGUAUGGAGCACGAAAAUGCUGAAGGUAACAGUGGUCAAAGAUGAACUGGACCUGCAGGAGCUCGAGCAUUUCAGCAUCUGGCAGCUCGUGCAUUACUUCAUCCGUGAACAGACCAACGAGACCACCGUGAGCAUCGGUCUCUUUAACAACAAGACCUGUUUCCGUGUGGACCCCUCAGACUCGAACACAAUCUAUACAGUACACCCCAGUCGACAUUUUGACAUUUGCCUUGUUUUGGUGUUUCUGGCUGGAGUGCUGCUAUUCGUCUUUGCAGACAUGCUCAGCAGGAGUCAAGUGUUCUUCUACUCUGCGGGAAUGAGCACUGGCAUGAUUGCCUCCCUAAUCAUCGCCAUCUACGUCAUUGGCCGCUUUUUACCGAAGAAAAGCCCUGUCUAUGUGCUGAUAAUGGGAGGCUGGUCUUUUUCUCUUUACAUCAUCCAACUGGUGUUUCGGAAUCUGCAGCUAAUUCUUAGAGAGCACUGGCAUCUGGCUAUUGGUUAUGUCACUGUCAUCGGGUUUGUCAGUUUUGCAGUGUGUUAUCGCUAUGGCCCUCUCGUGGAGGAGAGAAGUAUCAACAUCCUGUCCUGGACGUUGCAGAUAUUCGGACUUCUCUUCAUCUAUGCUGGAAUUCAGGUUCAGCAAGUAGCUUUUGCUAUUAUAUUGGGUGCGCUCUGCUCCAAGAACCUUGACUACCCUCUCACAGUGGCCCUCAAAUUGUAUAGAAAACUUCAGCCAAGGAAACCAGAGCCACAACGUCUGCUAACUGAAGAGGAGUAUCGGAGACAAGGGGAAGAAGAGACUCAAAAAGCUCUAGAGGAGCUCAGAAAUUACUGCGGCAGUCCAGAGUUCAACACCUGGAAGACUGUGUCUAGACUCCAGUCUCCUAAAAGGUUUGCUGACUUCAUUGAGGGCUCUCCUCAUCUGCUGUCCAAUGAGGUAUCUGUUCACACCCAGGAGUACGGACUGGAUGGAUCGUUCUUUGAAGAUGAGCUGUUUUCCACCGAUGAAGAAGAAAAUCUGGAGGAGGACGGAUGGGAAACAAAUGACGAUGUAAAGCCAGAAGUAGUAUCUCCACGAUGGAACAACUCACGGGUGAUAAAAUGAUGCUGUUGAAAAGCAUUCAAAUGAAGCAUUAGGCAGAUCAAGUCUGUUUGUGUGAAAUGUUUAUCUGUAGGCAACGAGUGACUGCAGAGCCAAACACCUACUUGCACAUGAUCUGCGUCCUUAUGAUCUACUGAUGAUUAAUAGAAACGACAGAGCGCCAGCUAUCCCAACCAAAGUUAUGUGAUUGAUGAGAAUGGCCAACAUUUAAUUUUCUUUUCAUGACCAGAAUUUUUAUUUAUUUUUUAUUUUAAUCUUUGUGUUUGCUCUUUAAAGAAAUCCUAUGGGAGGUGACUGUGAAAGAUUUUUUUUUCUUGUUUCUUUGACUGUAUUUUAUGUACUGUAUUUUAUGAUUGUUUUGGUUGUUUGUUUUGUUUUUAUGUUUAAAUAAGGCCCAUAAACAUGCUUGUCAAUAUCAAUGAAACCACAGUUCUGAGGUUGAACAGAAGAAGCACAUAUGUGAUAAAAGACUUUAAGGGGCUGUUGACUGAUGCCAAAAGUUUAUUUUAUUUUUGUAUGAAUGAACAAUAAAAGCAGAAUUGUUACUGUGUU